AUGACAGAGAAGCACCCUCCGGCUGCAUCGCCCACAGCCGACUAUGAGGACGCACGGUCGCAGCUGCUCGACUACUUCGAUGACAUCUUCAAGUGCACUAUCUGUCUGAUCAAGCUGCAGGACCCGCACCUGUGUCCUCGCUGCUCGAAACUGUACUGCUUCGGAUGCAUCUCGGAGUGGUUACUGUCCGAGUCGGAGCAGCACGCGAACUGUCCUAACUGCAAGCUCGACCUUCAGUUGGACAAUCUGGUGAAAGUACGCUGGUUCGAGGAGGUGGAACAGCUACAGCGCAACUGCCUUGAACCGAAACCGUCCGGCAGCAGCGGCAGCAGCAGCAUCAGCAACGGCAGCAAUGCCGAUGCCACCGCCACCGACGCCACUAAUGCCCAUCAUGACGGUAAUAACGGUGGCGUCUCGAAGAAGGACAUUUGCGCUAAACAUGUAAAAAAUAUGAACUUUUACUGCUGCACGUGCAAGAUUUGUAUCUGUGACGAAUGCGCCAUCGCUGAUGAGCACCAUCUAGAUCAUACGUUCAAGAGCUUGGACGUGAUCUACGACGGGAGUGUGCAAAUUGCGGAAGAGGAGUUCGAGAAGGUUCGUCAUUACAUGAAAAAAAUUGCGGCCCUGGUCGAAAAAGUGGACCGCAACGUGGAGCUGGUGAAAAAAGUAAAAGAAGAGAAACUGAAGGAAAUUCGUGCCAUCGCUGAAAGUGCAAUCGAAGGGCUUGACAGGCAGGUGCGUGAGAAACUACAGAAACUUCAAGGACACAAAUACGCACUGCUGGCCGAGAUGCAGGACAUAGAAAAAUCAUUGCGAACGAUGGAACUAGAGCUGAUGGCCUGUACUAAGUCACAGUUUAUUGUGAAAAAGUCUAAACUUUUCAAAGAAUGCAAUAAAAUUCGAAUGAAUCCGAUCAAGGAUUUCAAACAGAUUCGAGUACCAGUGAGUUUGAAAAUUGAAAUUCCAACGAUUAACGAAACGGGCAUUUUCGUGAUUGAAAACUUUUCCUCGUUCGACGACAACAAGGUGGCCUAUUCGAACGAAUUCGCCGACAAUUUUGGCCACAUUUGGCGCAUCAUGGUUUGGUGUGUGAUUUCCGAAGAUCAGCUUGGAAUCUACAUUGAACUGGUUGAGGGCCAACCCUGCCGCAUGGAGUGUCGUUUUCAACUGCUGCACACGGAUGCGAAAAAGAUCAUUCACAAGCAGAUCAAGCAAUACUUUGACUGUGCCACCCAGAAAGAUUGGGGCUUCCGAGAUUUUAUAGCCCUCAAGACGAUACUCGAUGAGAGCUACUUGAAGGAGGACGAUUCGCUCGAGUUGCUGUAUCACAUUCGACCCUGCAACGGUGAUUGCGAGUGA
Molecule: messenger RNA, 1359 nt
Organism: Sabethes cyaneus
Lineage: Eukaryota; Metazoa; Arthropoda; Insecta; Diptera; Culicidae
Product: E3 ubiquitin-protein ligase TRIM37-like
Exons: 3
Coding region: 1-1359 (452 amino acids)
Biological process (GO): negative regulation of centriole replication; protein autoubiquitination
Cellular component (GO): peroxisome; aggresome
Molecular function (GO): tumor necrosis factor receptor binding; ubiquitin protein ligase binding; ubiquitin protein ligase activity
Source: RefSeq, a predicted model, not a curated record